CUAACCUGUUCCAUUUUAGCCCUAUUUCCCAUCCAAAUACGGUCGCCCCCCGUAGCGCGUUUGAGAUGAAGGAAUAACCCUAGACACAGUAACGCCGCCGCCUCAUGAAAACGUCGCCGCAAACAUAGCAAUCGUAGGUUUGGAUCAGAAUUUACGGUUCCGAUUCCAUUUCACGUCUUCGCCUUAAAGGUUGAUUUUGAUUUUCCUACAAUAUGGAAUUCCAUGAAGGAAUGGAUCUUGAUUUAGGGUCUUCAGGGAUCGAUGGUGUUGAUUCAGAGUCUCUUGGGAUGAAUGGCAUGUCAGGGUAUCCAUCAAAGAAACCGAAAACUGUUGAGGAGCAAGUAAACUUUGACAAAAUGCCCUUGUUGUCCUGCAUCUGUAAGAUGGAUUACCUUCUUCGAACUUUUGGGGAGAAGGUGAAAUUUGACCAGGAAACGGUUUCUGGCAAAUACAUCCUCUUUUACUGUUUCUUCUAUCAACUUUCUCCAGUCGAUGUGAUGCAUGGGUACUCCCCUAUGGAUCUCUUUAAGCUAUGUGCUGAUCUGUAUUCUGUUCGAGACGAUUUUGAGAUGGUAGUUGUUCCAAAGCCCGGUGUAGAAGACAAAUAUGACUUAUGUUUGAAAGCAUUCUUCUCUUUUGUUCCCACUUACUCUCUUGUUGUACCAGCCAAGGAGUCACAUCGUCGUAACUUCAUGUGUGACUGCCNCCAGGAAACGGUUUCUGGCAAAUACAUCCUCUUUUACUGUUUCUUCUAUCAACUUUCUCCAGUCGAUGUGAUGCAUGGGUACUCCCCUAUGGAUCUCUUUAAGCUAUGUGCUGAUCUGUAUUCUGUUCGAGACGAUUUUGAGAUGGUAGUUGUUCCAAAGCCCGGUGUAGAAGACAAAUAUGACUUAUGUUUGAAAGCAUUCUUCUCUUUUGUUCCCACUUACUCUCUUGUUGUACCAGCCAAGGAGUCACAUCGUCGUAACUUCAUGUGUGACUGCCUCGGCUUGGUUUAUCCGGGUACUUUUAAAUGCGUCCUUGUGAAUGUCAAGAAAGGCAUUCUGGUCCAUGGAGGUUUUUACUCCAUGUUGCAUCUUAUAGGGCGUCUUCAGAAACUCCAGAAAGAGAGUUCAUUCGACUGCCUGCGCUCUUAUGAGAGGAUUUUAAAAACACUAUGGCCUGUGAUUCCCAAAGAGCAGAAAAAUCCCUUCCCACCUAUACAAGCAUGUCCUAUAGCCUAUAAAUUGAUGGGUGUGAAACUUGAAUAUGGAGAUCAUAUCAAUGAGAUGGUUUCUGAAUCAAAAAAGUUGUCUCCCAUCAAGAUUGGUCAGUCUUUUGAUGCUAUCUCCUUUUUGUCUGGUAAGGAUGAUAUGAAUUACCUUUGUCGUAAUGAUGAUAAGACCGGGAGAGUUGAAAUUGGUAAGCAGACAUUUAGUGGAAAAUACAUUCUGGUCUGUUGUUUUCACUUGCCUGUCUUCCGCCAAGAGUUUAAUGCACGCCGUGCCCAGGCUUUAGCAACUGCGUGCUCCGAGCUGUAUUCCUCGAGAAGUGACUUUGAGAUGGUAGUAGUUGCUAAGAUGAACCAAUUGGCCAAUCACGAGGUGUUUUUCGAUCAUUUCAUGUCGGGAUUCCCCCCUUCAUGUCUAGUGGUACCAUUCCAGCACUCAGAGCACCGUGAUUUUAUAUGCAAAUACCUUGACCUCGCAGCAUCUGAAUGUGAUGAUAUAAAAUGUCUCAUUUUAGACAAGGAUACGGACAUCAAGAGAAACAUUUUGUAUUGUGAAUAUCCCUACUUUGCCCUUGACCAUGGUGCCGAUGCGUUUCCCUUUACUGACAAGAAAUUGAAGGAGGUUAGCGCAAAUGACCACCUGUGGCGGGAUGAUGGUCAUAUUCUACCAUCCAAGCUUGAAGAUCUCUUAGGGUGCAGUCCGUCUGAUGUUCUAAAUAAGACUGUUUCACCAGGCGUCCAUGAGAAGGUAACUAUCUUGGAACUCAGCAGUAAGGUUGUCGGGGUGUACGCAUGCUUUAGCGGACAUCUCAUUCCCACUCUAGGGAAGGUCUAUCAACAAUGCAGAGCUCAAGGGCUAGAUUUUGAAAUAGUGCUGGUCUAUAUACCCUGGACUGAUGAUAGUCUUGACCCAGAGGUCCACAUAGCAAAUAUUGAGAGUGUGUUGCUGGAGUGGAAUAUAUCGUGGUGUUGGUUUCCCCCAUGUUUUGACGGGCAAAACAAGCGCUUCAACAGCUCUGUAAGCUGCAGGUUCAGGCGAUGUACUGAAUGGAACCAUACAGAUCAUAUCGUCAUCGUGGGACCGCAUGGUGCAUUUGUCGAACCUCACGGAGCAGAAUUCAUGAGUGUGUGUGGGAUUGAUGCGUAUCCGUUUGGUAGGGACGGCAUUAUUGAAAUGAAAAUGAAGAAGUUCGAGGAGCUCACCUUGGAGACAUUGUUGGAGUAUGGGCCAAGGAAAUAUGUUUAUAAAGACAAGAAGAAGAUACCUGUGAGUGAACUCACGGGAAAGAAAACACUUCUUUACCUUGAUAAUCUUGGUGACUUUGGCCUUUCUUUUCAAGUGAAACAAUGGUAUUUUGAGAUAAAGCAAUAUCUUAAUCCUGAUGUCCAACUGGUCCUCGUACGCCGGCAUGACUAUCCUGUAAUGGGAGAUGAGGCUGAUUUAUUAGUAUCUGAAACUGCUCCUUUUUGGUAUGUGUGCCCCUUUGACCCUCGGCACUCGACAUGGCUGGAGGAGGAACUAUUCAUAGGGGGUUUGCAAAACAAUGCCAUCGUUGCAUUCGGAUCAGAUGGCCGGGUUUGUUCAUUGGGAGCAUUGGGCCGUUUGUGGUUUUUUGGACCCAAAGGUCUCGAGUUUGAUAAAUCUGAUCUACGUCAAAAUGUCCUUGACGAGUUGAUAUCCCAAGGAAGGACGAUGUGUGCUUGGCCAGGUCCUAUGGAAUGUUUUAAUUUAAGCUCUUAAGGUUUUAUUUUCUUGAAAUCGGCUUGCUUAACUAGCAUUAUUUAUGUACUAAUUUCCAACCUUUCUCAAGGGUAUGGAUGCCCUCCCACUAAAUUGCUUCCAUAUGA
Messenger RNA from Cuscuta campestris, 3058 nucleotides. Lineage: Eukaryota; Viridiplantae; Streptophyta; Magnoliopsida; Solanales; Convolvulaceae. The record is from the annotation of a GenBank genome assembly.